AAAUUGGCUGAGGUUCCUCUCACCGGGUUUAGGCUCACUUUACUGGGGCAGCUCGCCUUAAAAUGGGUUUCCAAAGCUUUUCACAAUCGAAUCCUGUACCAAUCUCGUGGUUGGGUUAUUUUCACAGCAACCUGUUUCCGUUAUCUGCAACUUCUCUUUGCGAAGUCAAUACCAUCCUGAAUUAGGGUUCAAUGGAGACUCAGCGGAUUACGGAGCUUCCUCUAGCAAACAUGGAUAAGCGCCCUAGGAAACGGCCUAGAUUAACAUGGGAUAUGCUCCCUCCUAUUCCUCCACCCCAGGUCAUUCCAGCAAUCCACUGUGGGCAAGAGUAUGCGAGUGUAGGAGUCUCCAACUAUGCAUAUUCUUUGUAUUACAAGGAAUUGCCUCACAAUGGAUCACCUCCAUGGCGAAAUGAUGAUAAAGACGGCCAUUAUGUCUUUGCUAUUGGAGAAAACUUAAUUCCUCGAUACCAAAUUCUCAGCAAAAUGGGCGAAGGGACAUUUGGGCAAGUCUUGGAAUGUUUGGAUAAUGAAACUAAAGAACUGGUGGCAAUUAAAAUUGUGCGUUCUAUUCACAAGUAUCGUGAGGCUGCUAUGAUUGAAAUCGAUGUUCUGCAGAAGCUUGCCAAACAUGACGUCGGCGGCACUCGUUGUGUGCAAAUACGGAAUUGGUUUGACUAUCGUAAUCAUAUUUGUAUUGUUUUUGAGAAGCUUGGACCAAGCUUAUACGAUUUUCUCCGCAAAAACAGCUACCGUUCUUUUCCCAUUGAUCUCGUUCGGGAGUUUGGAAGACAACUUUUGGAGUCUGUAGCAUUUAUGCAUGAUAUGAGACUAAUUCACACGGAUCUGAAGCCAGAAAAUAUCCUUCUUGUUUCAUCAGAGUAUGUCAAGGUGCCUGAUUAUAAGUUUCUGUCACGGUCAGCUAGGUUUGGUUCUUAUUUCAAGAGCCUGCCUAAGUCUAGUGCCAUUAAACUGAUUGAUUUUGGGAGUACAACAUUCGAACAUCAAGAUCACAGUUAUGUGGUGUCAACACGGCAUUACCGCGCGCCAGAGGUUAUCUUGGGGCUUGGAUGGAAUUAUCCUUGUGAUUUAUGGAGUGUGGGUUGCAUACUUGUUGAACUUUGCUCGGGUGAUGCUCUUUUCCAAACCCAUGAAAACUUGGAACAUCUAGCCAUGAUGGAGAGGGUUUUAGGCCCUAUGCCACACCAUAUGAUGAUUAGAGCAGACUGCCGUGCUGAGAAAUACUUCAGGAGGGGUGCACGACUAGAUUGGCCAGAAGGUGCAGCUUCAAGGGAAAGCACGAGGGCUGUUUGGAAAUUGCCUCGGUUACAGAACCUGGUAAUGCAGCAUGUGGAUCACUCUGCUGGAGAUCUAAUUGAUCUAUUGCAAGGACUUCUCCGCUACGAACCAGCAGAGCGUCUUAAGGCAAGGGAAGCAUUGAGACAUCCCUUCUUUACAAGAGACUUGAGAAGGUGUGGCUAUUCAUUGUAGCUUUAAUGGCUUUAACCGUGAAGAACUCCCAUCCAAGUUUAUAGUGAGCUUGAGUGCCUAUAAAC
This is a messenger RNA of Telopea speciosissima, 1555 nucleotides long. RefSeq names its product serine/threonine-protein kinase AFC1. The transcript is spliced from 12 exons. NCBI's taxonomy places the organism in Eukaryota, Viridiplantae, Streptophyta, Magnoliopsida, Proteales, Proteaceae. Gene Ontology annotation, biological process: protein phosphorylation. Gene Ontology annotation, cellular component: nucleus. The record is from RefSeq and is a predicted model, not a curated record. Bases 192 to 1490 code for a protein of 432 amino acids. Gene Ontology annotation, molecular function: protein kinase activity; ATP binding.